AACGAACUCGCUCAAUCCAUUUGCUGUGGCUGAUGUCAAGUGACCGACUUCCGCCCCAUGUCUUCAGUUCUGCAUCAGCCGGCAAGCAGUUGAGAAACGACGCCAGGGGAGGUAGACGGACAGAUGUUGUCAAACGAAGGAAUGGAAACCUGACAUUAACUUUGAAUAGGAAAAGAGAGUAAACAUCGUCGUGGGCAGCUGUCGUAUGUGGACGCGGUGGUGAAACUGGAGGGAAUAGGGCGACAGAGAGAAGCUGAUGAAUACGUUUCAUUUGAGGAGGCGGACCCCUGACUGCGUCUUCGAUAUGCUGAAAGCAGGCCCGGUGUGUUCAUACUGUAUGUGGAAGUACAGAUAGGCUACUAUUUUGUCUUUAUUCAAUCAUGAGGAUCGGAUACAUUGUACUUUAAACCGCGUUGGACACACCGCGUAUUAUUUCCUGGCCACGAGCCAAUUUAUUUGGUCGUGUGUUUUUUCAGAUAGAAGAUACCAUACUUCUACCCAUUUGCACUUUUUUCUUUGGAAGUUGACUUUAAAGUAGAGUAUGCUACCGGUCUGUCUCAGAGCUAGCUUUAAAUCGUUCUAUAAGAUCUGAGUAACGGAUGAGGGGAAUCGCUUGAGGUCUAGCCUACUUCAUGCCACGCACCUGAGCAGGCCUAUCAUUUUUGGAUGGAGUUUUGAAGUAUUAUGGCCUAAUUUUUGACGUUGCGAACACUUGAAUUAGAUACCUUUUGUAGAUAGGCCUAGCCUAUUCAUUGUCAUUCUCUAUAGCCUAUAGAUGCAAAUAGUGGAGCAUUUCUAAACACCAACAGCUCCUAGUCUAUUUCGCUGUUAUCUAUUCAUAUGUGGUAUUUAUCUAAACACAGCGGGUUUUUUAAAGGUGAUGCAUUUUAUCUAACUGUCGUCUGACGUUUCAUUCUUGUGGCUCGACAUAUUCGAAUAUUUAUAUCCCAAACGCAAUUCUCCGGGUAGUCUUUACACCCGGUGGAAUCCUUGGAGAAAGCGUUCCAUUUCGGAAUAGCCAUUAUUUUUGUAUUAAUUCUCUCUUCACACGGAAAAUAAUUAGUGGCUUCCCCCACAAUGAGUUACUUCUACCAAGCAGUGCUUCUAUUGCUACGUGGACUCGUCAUCUCUGCGGUACUGGGAUUGGAAAGCAGUUACUCAACCGAUCUGUCGACCCGUGCUUCUAAUGCCGCAAUUGUAGCCACUACAGACCCCUGUCUGACAGUGAUGCCUCCAUGCAUGGGUGACGCAGACCGUUUCAGCCUGGAGGCCCUCCGGGUCAUUCACAAACAGCUGGAUGACGACAAUGACGGGGGAAUCGAGGUCAACGAGAGUGUAGAGUUUAUUAGAGAAGAUAUGAAGCAACAACAAACGAACAAACACAGUAACCUUCACAGGGAAGACCAACACAUCACUGUGGAGGAGCUGUGGAAGGGCUGGAAAACCUCUGAAGUUCAUAACUGGACGACGGAGGACACGGUCCAGUGGCUGAAGGAAGCUGUGGAGCUGCCUCAGUACGAGAUGAGCUUCAGAGAGUUCCGGAUCAAUGGAAACACUCUUCCUCGAUUAGCGGCGAACGAACCGUCGUUUAUGUCGGGUCGGCUAAAGAUAUUAGACCAGCGGCACAAACAGAAACUGAAUCUCAAAGCGCUAGACGCUGUGCUCUUCGGCCCUCCCUCACGUCCGCAACACAACUGGUUGAAGGACUUUGUGUUGAUGGUAUCUAUAGUGAUUGGGGUGGGAGGCUGCUGGUUCGCUUACAUCCAGAACAAGUCUUCCCGGGUCCACAUGGGACAGAUGAUGAAGGACUUGGAGAGCCUGCAGAGUGCUGAGCAGAGCCUCAUGGACCUACAGGGACGGUUGGAGAAGGCCCAGGAGGAGAACCGCACAGUGGCGGUUGAGAAGCAGAACCUGGAGCAGAAGAUGAGAGACGAGAUCAGCGGGGCCAAGAAGGAGUCGUACCGCCUCCGGGAGCUCCGUCAGGGUGCCGAGUGUGAGCUCAGCCGCCUCAAAUACGCAGAGGAGGAGCUGGUGCAGGUUCGUAUGGCCCUGAAGCGGGCGGAGAAGGAGAUGCAGACAGAGUGGUCGGUGCCAGACGCCCUACAGAUGUGGCUCCAACUCACCCACGAGGUGGAGGUCCAGUACUACAACAUCAAGAAACACAGUGCGGAGCUACAGCUCAUGGUCGCUAAGGAAGAGGCAGAGAAAAUCAACAGAAAGAGGAGUAGUGUGUUUGGGACCCUUCACGUCGCUCACAGCUCAUCACUGGACGAGGUGGACCACAAGAUCCUAGAGGCCAAGAAGUCCCUGUCGGAGGUGACGGCUUGCCUGAGGGAGCGCCUCCACCGCUGGCAGCAGAUGGAGAAGCUGUGUGGUUUCCCCUUGGUGCACAACGCUGGGCUUCCCAGCCUGACUGCCACCCUGUACUCAGACCACAGCUGGGUGGUCAUGCCCCGCGUCUCCGUGCCCCCCUACCCCAUCGCCGGUGGGGUGGACGACCUCGAUGAGGACACUCCUCCAAUCAUUCCACAGUUAACCUCAGCCUCUAUGAUGCGGCCCCCUUUAACACGCAAUAGCAGCCUGUGCCGUUCCCGCCGGAGCCUCUACAACACUUCAAUGACGUCAGCUGACCCCGACCUGCUCUCCAUGACCAGCUCACCCCUCUCCUAUCAUCCCGAGGGGGAAGAGGGAUAUAUCUUCUUCAUGGAGAGAAAGGGGGAUACUCAGGACACGUGUUCAGACACAGACUCUCUCAACUCCUCCAAGGGGCGUAAACAGUCCUACACCAACCCCUGCACACCGGGCCCAGAGACCCCCUACCGCAAGAUCUCCCGUGAGGAGCUGAUGAUGCUGAGCCAGCAGGAGCCUCAGUCUUAUGUCCGGGACUCACCUCCUCCUCAAGGGGGAUCCUCGGCCCCCUCCCCAGCCCUGGAGCACCACAGACACAAACACAAGGGUUCGCCCGACCUCACCCGUGGAUCUAUCCCAGAGUCCCACAGCAUGUCCUUCGCCACUUCGUCAGCAGGCAACAAGGCCAUGUACAACGGCAUCCUGGAGAAGUCCUAUAGCAUGGGCCAGCUGCACGCGAGCAUGACAGGGGCAGGCGGGGUAGCGGUUGGGCGCUACCCGUCCCUCACCUCAAUGGACAAUGAGGGCAGGGGGGCGGGGGCCAAGGAGCAGAAGCAACCGAGUACCUCCUCCCAGGACUCCAGUGGCAACGGAGACAAGGCCAAGAGGUCCUCGUCCAAAAUCAAGAGCUUGUUCAAGAAGAAAAAAUAGUCCUACACACACAGAGAGAGGAGAGAUUCUAGCCUUAAUAAAAAAUGGCCGUCAUCAAACGAAGCCAAAACAUUAUUUUUGUUCCUUUUUUUUCUCUUCAAAGAUGGAAUGUAUCUCUGGCUGGACCCCUCAGACCUCUUCCAGAUCGGUAGCCUUAUUUUUCAAUAAUGCCUUUUUUUUUCACUCAUAGGGCGCUGCUGAUGCAUACCAGAUCUGACAUACACCUGGAUAGGUAUUUUACUUAUCAGCUGACCACAUCAUAUGUUGUAGCAAUCUGUCAGUCGAUGAUGUGGCGCUCAAGCAUUGGUUGAUGCAUGCAACGUAUGAGUAGGGUAACGCGACCAUAGCCUCACAUUUUAAGCCUUCAAAGGUCACAGAAAAGUCAAAAGGUCAAGGGUCGUGCCAGCUACCGUCGCCCAGGCAAUCGUGAAGAGCAUUAGCCUGGUCACUUCUCUUGUCUUCUCUUGUUCUUUUUGAGUUAAAGAACCCCAAAAUAAAUAACACUUGUUCUAUCUGGAAACUGAGGGGGUUUACAUGGUGGGCUUGUUAGCUUGACAUCACUUCCUGUCUGACAGAGGCUCCUGAGCUCUGGACUCAUUUCCUUUUGAGAAAUAAAAAUCCUGCUGAAUUUGUUGCACUACUGCCUUCCUGUUUUCUGGGAAAGGACCGCCGCUGCGUGCGGAGUAAAUAUUGAUGUGUAGAAGAGAAUGAUGUAUGGAUAGAGGCCUUGGGGAGAUGCAACAUGUGGUAGACUAUUGCAGCCAGAACCAGUUGGUGCGUUUUCCAAUGUCUCUCGUUAUGGAUUGUUCUAUAUAUAUAUACACACACACACACACACACACACACACACACACACACACACACACACACACACACACACACACACACACACACACACACACACACACACACACACACAGAGAGUGAGGUUCGAAAUUGACACCCUUGAUGAAGAUGAGCAAUAAUGACUAUAAAAUAAAUAAUUCAAAUAAUGAGCUAUAUUCUAUUCUAAAAACAAUUCUACUAUACUGAACAAAAUAUAAACAACAAUUUCUAUGAUUUUAUUUAGUUACAGUUAAGGAAUUCAGUCAAUUUAAGUAAAUGCAGUAGGCCCUAAUCUCACAUGACUGGGAAAUACAGAUAUGAAUCUGUUGGUCACAAAUACCUUUAUAAAAGGCAGGGGCGUGGAUCAGAAAACCUGUCAGUAUCUUUUGUGACCACCAUUUGCCUCAUGCAUUGUGGCACAUCUCCUUCGUAUAGAGUUGAUCAGGCUGUUGAUUGUGGCCUGUGAAAUGUUGUCCCAUUCCUCUUCAAUGACUGUGAGAAGUUGCUGGAUAUUGACGGGAACUGAAACACGUUAUCGAACAUGUCGAUCCAGAGCAUCCCAAACAUGCUCAAUGGAAGACAUGUCUGGUGACUAUGAAGGCCAUGGAAGAACUGGGACAUUUUCAGCUUCCAUGAAGUGUGUACCGAUCCUUGUGACAUGGAGCCGUGCAUUAUCAUGCUGAAACAUGAGGUGAUGGUGGGGGAUGAAUCGCACGACAACGGGCCUCCAAGAUCUCGUCACAGUAUCUCUGUGCAUUCAAAUUGCCAUCGAUAAAAUGCAAUUGUGUUCGUUGUCUGUAGCUUAUGCCUGCCCAUACCAUAACCCCACCUCCAUCAUGGGGCACUCUGUUCACAACGUUGUUCUCAGAAAACCGCUCGCCCACACGGCGCCAUACCCGUGGUCGGCCGUUGUGAGGCCGGUUGGACGUACUGACAAAUUCUUUAAAACGAUGCUUACGGUAGAGAAAUAAUUUAAUCUGGCAACAGUUCUGGUGGACAUUCCUGCAGUCAGCAUGCCAAUUGAACGCUCCCUCAAAACAUCAGACAUCUGUGGCAUUGUGUUGUGACAAAGAAACUGUACAUUUUAGAGUGGCCUUUUAUUGUCCCCAGCAUAACGUGCACCUGUGAAAUGAUUAUGAUGUUUAAUCAGCUUCUUGAUAUGCCACAUCUGUCAGGUGGAUGGAUUAUCUUGACAAAUGAUAAAUGCUCACUAACAGGGAUGUAAGCAAAUUUGUGCAGAAAAUUUGAGAGAAAUAAGCUUUUUUGUGCAUAUGGAACAUUUCUGGGAUCUUUUAUUUUAGCUCAUGUUGCGUUUAUAUUUUCUCUUUAGGGUAAUACAAUUGCUCAGAGGAAGAGAUUUUGUUUAACAACUUAUACAUUUUUUUAGUUGCUGACAGCCCUAAAGUUUCUUAUAAAUAAAUAGUCAAAGUGUAGUAUUUGGUCCCAUAUUCCUGCUACGUAACGACCACAUCAAGCCUGUGACUACAAACUUGAUGGAUGCAUUUGCAGUUUAUUUGGUUGUUUCACACUCUUUUUUUGUUGUUGUUUUUCCCAGGAAAAAUGAAUGGUAAUUAAUUCUGUCAUUUUGGAGUCACUUCUCUUAUAAAUAAGAAUAUAAUAGUUUCUUAACUUCUAUUGACUUUUGGUUCUGAACGCCUAAUGAGUCAAAGACGACCUCCACCCUGCACAUCCUCGAUGUGAUGUAACAAUCGAAACGCUUUCAUUCUAUGACGUAAUUCCUUUGAAGCAUGCCUCUCUGAGUGACAAAUACUGGAGAAAAAAGUCUAAGUAAUUUACUGAAGACAGCAUUGUUAUAGAAUAUGUUUCUGAACAUUUCUACAUUAAUGUGGAUGCACAAUUCAUUCAGGAUUUUCCAUAAUCACGGUACCAAGUGUUUAGAAACAUAUUCUAUUUUAGAAAUGAGGCCCGAGGGGGUGUGGUAUAUGGCCAUUAUACAAAUCAAGUUUAUUUUAUAUAGCCCUUCGUACAUCAGCUAAUAUCUCGAAGUGCUGAACUAAAAUAAACGCAAUAUGCAAUCAUUUCUAAGAUUUUACUGAGUUACAGUUCAUAUAAGGAAAUCGGUCAAUUUAAAUAAUGUCAUUAGGUCCUAAUCUAUGGAUUUCACAUGACUGGGAAUACAGAUAUGCCUCUGUUGGUCACAAAUCAAAUCAAAUCAAGUUUAUUUUAUAUAGCCCUUCGUACAUCAGCUAAUAUCUCGAAGUGCUGUACAGAAACCCAGCCUAAAACCCCAAACAGCAAGCAAUGCAGGUGUAGAAGCACGGUGGCUAGGAAAAACUCCCUACAAAGGCCAAAACCUAGGAAGAAACCUAGAGAGGAACCAGGCUAUGAGGGGUGGCCAGUCCUCUUCUGGCUGUGCCGGGUGGAGAUUAUAACAGAACUAUGCCAAGAUGUUCAAAAUAUUCAUAAGUGACACGCAUGGUCAAAUAAUAAUCAGGAAUAAAUAUCAGUUGGCUUUUCAUAGCCGAUCAUUAAGAGUUGAAAACAGCAGGUCUGGGACAGGUAGGGGUUCCAUAACCGCAGGCAGAACAGCUGAAACUGGAAUAGCAGCAAGGCCAGGCGGACUGGGGACAGCAAGGAGUCAUCAUGCCCGGUUUGCCGUGACGUAUGGUUCUAGGGCUCAGGUUCUCCGAGAGAGAGAAAGAAAGAGAGAACGAGAGAAUUAGAGAGAGCAUACUUAAAUUCACACAGGACACUGGAUAAGAUAGGAGAAGUACUCCAGGUAUAACCAACUGACCCUAGCCCCCCGACACAUAAACUACUGCAGCAUAAAUACUGGAGGCUGAGACAGGAGGGGUCAGGAGACACUGUGGCCCCAUCAGAAGAAAUCCCCGGACAGGGCCAAGCAGGAAGGAUAUAACCCCACCCACUGUGCCAAAGCACAGCCCCCACACCACUAGAGGGAUAUCUUCAACCACCAACUUACAAUCCUGAGACAAGGCCGAGUAUAGCCCACAAAGAUCUCCACCACAGCACAAACCAAGGGGGGGCGCCAACCCAGACAGGAAGAUCACGUCAGUAACUCAACCCACUCAAGUGACGCACCCCUCCCAGGGACGGCAUGAAAGAGCACCAGUAAGCCAGUGACUCAGCCCCUGUAAUAGGGUUAGAGGCAGAGAAUCCCAGUGGAGAGAGGGGAACCGGCCAGGCAGAGACAGCAAGGGCGGUUCGUUGCUCCAGAGCCUUUCCGUUCACCUUCACACUCCUGGGCCAGACUACACUCAAUCAUAUGACCUACUGAAGAGAUAAGUCUUCAGUAAAGACUUAAAGGUUGAGACCGAGUCUGCGUCUCUCACAUGGGUAGGCAGACCAUUCCAUAAAAAUGGAGAUCUAUAGGAGAAAGCCCUGCCUCCCGCUGUUUGCUUAGAAAUUCUAGGGACAAUUAGGAGGCCUGCGUCUUGUGUAGCGUACGUAUAUAGGUAUGUACGGCAGGACCAACUCGGAAAGAUAGGUAGGAGCAAGCCCAUGUAACGCUUUAUAGAUUAACAGUAAAACCUUGAAAUCAGCCCUUGCCUUAACAGGAAGCCAGUGUAGGGAAGCUAGCACUGGAGUAAUAUGAUCAAAUUUCUUGGUUCUAGUCAGGAUUCUAGCAGCCGUAUUUAGCACUGACUGAAGUUUAUUUAGUGCUUUAUCCGGGUAGCUGGAAAGUAAAGCAUUGCAGUAGUCUAACCUAGAAGUAACAAAUGCGUGGAUUAAUUUUUCUGCAUCAUUUUUGGACAGAAAAUUUCUGAUUUUUGCAAUGUUACGUAGAUGGAAAAAAGCUGUCCUUGAAACAGUCUUGAUAUGUUCGUCAAAAGAGAGAUCAGGGUCAAGAGUAACGCCGAGGUCCUUCACAGUUUUAUUUGAGACGACUUUACAACCAUCAAGAUUAAUUGUCAGAUUUAACAGAAGAUCUCUUUGUUUCUUGGGACCUAGAACAAGCAUCUCUGUUUUGUCCGAGUUUAAAAGUAGAAAAUUUGCAGCCAUCCACUUCCUUAUGUCUGAAACACAGGCUUCUAGCGAGGGCAAUUUUGGGGCUUCACCAUGUUUCAUUGAAAUGUACAGCUGUGUGUCAUCCGCAUAGCAGUGAAAGUUAACAUUAUGUUUUCGAAUAACAUCCCCAAGAGGUAAAAUAUAUAGUGAAAACAAUAGUGGUCCUAAAACGGAACCUUGUGGAACACCGAAAUGUACAGUUGUUUUGUCAGAGGACAAACCAUUCACAGAGACAAACUGAUAUCUUUCCGACAGGUAAGAUCUAAACCAGGCCAGAACUUGUCCGUGUAGACCAAUUUGGGUUUCCAGUCUCUCCAAAAGAAGGUGGUGAUCGAUGGUGUCAAAGGCAGCACUAAGGCAGCACUACCACGGCUAAGGGCUGUUCUUAAGCACGAUGCAACGCGGAGUGCCUGGAUACAGCCCUUAGCCGUGGUAUAAUGGCUAUAUACCACAAACCCCCGAAGUGCCUUAUUGCUAUUAUAAACUGGUUACCAACGUAAUUAGAACAGUAAAAAUAAAUGUUUUGUCAUACCUGUGGUAUACGGCUGUUAGCCAAUCAGCAUUCAGGGCUCGAACCACCUAGUUUAUAAUCUUAUUUAUAAUAAAAGUGACUCCAAAAUACAUUAUUUACCAAUAAUUUCUACUGAGCUCAAAAUAAUCUGAAACGCAACCAAAACGAACAGCAAAUGCAUCCAACAGGCUUGAGGUAGUCGUUACGUGGCAGGAAUAUGGAACCAAAUACAAACAUGUUGACUCAUUUCUUUUUUAAGAAUCUUUAGGGGUGCCAACAAUUUUGACCCUUUUUUGAGGGUAAAAAAUAAUUACUUGUUAAACAAAAUCUACUGAGCAAUUUGAAUUCGUAUAAAAAAAUAUAUAAUUUUCCUUUUAUUUAUUUGUAAUUUUUGUUGCAAUAUAGCUCAGUGUUUUGAAUUAUUUAUUGUAUACAAUUAUUAUUGCUCAUCUUUAUUGAGGAGGUCAAUAAUGUCAGACCUCACUGUUUAUACACUUUGUUUUGUCAUUUUGUUCUUGUAGAUGUUUUGUAGACAAUGUGAUUUCUAUUGGUGGGGGUUCACAAGGACUGACUGGUGUUUACUGAGGAGAGCUAAAUACUAUCCAGAUUUGACCUGUACUUGUCGUUGUAAACUUUCCUAAGCUUUUCCUGAAUAUUUUACCAUUACUUUCACCUGUUACUUCUCAACUUCCUUUCCCAUCAUUUACAUACGCUAUGAUAGGGACUGGUCACUAGCAACAUACAUAGUAGGAGACAAGCUAAACUGAAGAGUGAAGUUAAUUGUUGCUAUUUUACGAUAUACAUUUGUAAUAUCAGAAGUCUGCAGAUGUGACAAAUUAGCUUUCAUAGCACAUCCCUACAUUCUUAUACCUACAGUCACCCCUUUACACCUACAGUCACCCCUUUACCCCUACAGUCACCCAUUUACCCCUACAGUCACCCAUUUACACCUACAGUCACCCCUUUACCCCUACAGUCACCCCUUUACCCCUACAGUCACCCAUUUACCCCUACAGUCACCCAUUUACCCCUACAGUCACCCAUUUACCCCUACAGUCACCCAUUUACACCUACAGUCACCCAUUUACCCUCACUGUCCAUCAAAUCCCUGCCUCACCCCUGUCCCCUCUAAACCUCCCUGUCCAUCAAAUCCCUGCCUCACCCCUGUCCCCUCUAAACCUCCCUCCCUGUCCAUCAAAUCCCUGCCUCACCCCUGUCCCCUCUAAACCUCCCUCCCUGUCCAUCAAAUCCCUGCCUCACCCCUGUCCCCUCUAAACCUCACUGUCCAUCAAAUCCCUGCCUCACCCCUGUCCCCGCUAAACCUCCCUGUCUGUCCAUCAAAUCCCUGCCUCACCCCUGUUCCCUCUAAACCUCCCUGUCCAUCAAAUCCCUGCCUCACCCCUGUUCCCUCUAAACCUCCCUGUCCAUCAAAUCCCUGCCUCACCCCUGUUCCCUCUAAACCUCUCUGUCUGUCCAUCAAAUCCCUGCCUCACCCCUGUUCCCUCUAAACCUCUCUGUCUGUCCAUCAAAUCCCUGCCUCACCCCUGUUCCCUCUAAACCUCUCUGUCUGUCCAUCAAAUCCCUGCCUCACGCCCUCACCCCUCUCAUUGUUCUGUGUUUGCUCACCUCUGGGCCUAUAGACUGAGUGCUCUGUUUCAAGGGUUCUCUGUUCUCACUGUGAUUAUACUGCCCUCGCCCCUUCAUCUCGGACAAGCCGUCAUUACUGUCACGUCAUCCCUGUAACCCGUGACGGAGCUGAUGUCGCGGCCUGUUACGGUGAUGACGCGAAUGGGAUGACACAACGGUUGUAGGUGGCGGCGUUCCCACCGGGAACGAGAGUAUACGUGCUGUUACGGCACACGGACCCAAAAAUAAGGAGUUAUAGAUGAGCAGAACAUAUGAAUGUUUACGAGACGUUAGGGGAUUUUUGAACAUUUGGUGUGUGACUAUUUGUAUACCGUAGACAAAUUAAUAAACAAAACAUUGCUGUC
Messenger RNA from Salvelinus fontinalis (brook trout), 10596 nucleotides. It is a transcript of the gene stim2b, whose product is annotated as stromal interaction molecule 2b. Gene Ontology annotation, biological process: intracellular calcium ion homeostasis; store-operated calcium entry; activation of store-operated calcium channel activity. The transcript is spliced from 12 exons. The record is from RefSeq and is a predicted model, not a curated record. Gene Ontology annotation, molecular function: calcium channel regulator activity; protein binding; calcium ion binding. Lineage: Eukaryota; Metazoa; Chordata; Actinopteri; Salmoniformes; Salmonidae. Gene Ontology annotation, cellular component: plasma membrane; endoplasmic reticulum. The coding region runs from base 1078 to 3279 and encodes 733 amino acids.